UCCGGCCCUUGAGAAUUGUGCGUCAUCCAAAACGCCACUAGAGCGGCAGAUAUUCUAGCUCGGACUGUAUCAAAUUGGACCGCUAGACGCAUAUGGUGUUAACAUAAUUAAUUUGUCGCGCACAGUGGUUCCAUCCGAAUGACCUCUGGGAGCUAGGCGACUAACCAAUCAAAGACCUUCGUGAGUGUUGAGCGAGAUGCGCGUAUUUACAGUCUUCUAAUAGCGUUGGCAUAAAACUAGUGUCGGACUAGUCGUGUAUCAGAAGGGCGAUGCCAGGGAUAACCAAGUAUAAUUUAGUGGAUGAUGCACAGGACUUGAGGAUCCCCAUGCACAACGAGGCGGCAUUUCAGCAUGGGGUCUGCUUCGAGGCAAAGUACAUUGGCAGUCUGGAAGUCGGUCGUCCCAAUAGCCGAAUGGAGAUAGUGGCUGCAAUGAGAAGGAUACGGUAUGAAUUUAAAUUGAAGAACAUCAAGAAGAAGAAAGUCAACAUCAUCGUGUCUGCGGAUGGUGUAAGGGUGGUUUUGCGAAAAAAGAAAAAGAGGAAAGAGUGGUCGUGGGAUGACAACACCGUGAUGAUAACACAAGACCCAAUCUACAGGAUUUUCUAUGUGUCACAUGAUGCCCAGGACUUGAAGAUAUUCAGUUACAUUGCGAGAGAUGGAAAGAGCAACAUGUUCCAUUGUAAUGUCUUCAAAUCCAAGAGGAAGUCCCAGGCCAUGCGCAUCGUGCAGACGGUGGGCCAGGCCUUUGACGUGUGCCACCAGCUGACCCUGCAGCAGACAGGGGAACAGAGCUCAGAGGAUGUUGGGGACUCCAACACUGUCGACGCAGAGGGGGCAGACGCCGUGCCAGCCAAGAAGAGGUUGGCAUUGUCUGAUUCGACCGACCUUGAAGCCACUACAGAGGAAAGCAUCGACUGUUUGUCAUCCGACCUGGACAAGAGCAAGAGCCAGGACCUUCUCAGUAAAGAUGGAAAGGACCCAGCCCAGCAGCUGACCUCCUCCAGGUCGGGGCCACCUGUGUCAGGCUUGCUAGACGUGGACUCCCCCUGCUCUGUGGAGCACCAGGUGCAGCUGCUCCAGAGACAGCUCCAGCAGCAGGAGCAGCAGGCCCAGGCUGCUGCAGCACAGGUGUGUGUGCUCCAGGACCAGCUGUCAGUGGAGGUGUGUGCCAGGACAGAUGCCCAGGCCCGGGUCCAGAGACUCCUACUGCAGAACACUGACCUACUGCAGCACAUCUCCCUACUGGUCAAACAGAUCCAGGAGCUGGAGCUCAAAGCUGCUGGAGGACUCAGCACCAUGGGCUCCCAAGACAGUCUUCUGGAGAUCACCUUCCGUGCCAAGCCCCCCUCUGUGCUGCGUGACAUUGCCCCCACCUCCAUGGGCCCCCUGCAGGGUCAGCCCCAGCCCCAGAUCACGAAUGGCCCCUGGGCCUCCAUCCUACCAGGGGUCUCUCCACCAGGGACCAGGGCAUUGGACAGUCACUCUCUGGGUCCGGGCGGCAGCGCCGUGAGGCUGGAGUGUUUCCGCUUCCCCCGCAGUGGGGGAGGGGACGACCACCAUAGCCAGAACCAGGACCAGGAGGCUGAGAGUCCAAUCUCGGGUUGCCCAGGCGGGGGCUCCCCUCUUGGGGGAGAGGAGGUCCUUGGAGCCCUAGAGCUCCUCUGUUUCCGGGAGUCGGGGAUCGGUUCGGAGUACGAGUCCAAUGCAGAUGAGAGCAGUGACAGGGACAGCUGGGGGCAGGGCGAGGGGGCAGGGGCUGAGGGCGCGGCACGCCUCUUCAACGUAAUGAAUGCGGAGAGCCCCGCGGACUGUCUGGGUGAUGAGGUGGCCGUGUAGCAUUCCGCGGCUUCGCUUCACCCAAGAACAAAAUCAUAUCACGCAGUCUACAGUUCCCCUAUGGUGUUAACUGCUCACCACCCUCCAAACUCUGCUCUGCAAUCCUUUUGUUUGAUAUUUGUUGUUUGUGUGUUGCAUUGUUUUUAUUUGUUGGAUAUUUUAUUAUUUGUUUGUAUUUGCCGUAUUUGUUUAUAUUUGGUCACAUUUGUCCGAUGUUUGUUUAUAUCUGUUGCAGAUGUUUACAUGUGUUUGCAUUUGUUUACAUUUUUUCAUAUAUAUUGUCUCAGCUCUUGACUUGCUGCUGCGGUUCCUGCUCUCCUAGGCUUACUGCAGUGUAGUCUGUGUCACAGCUAUCUAAAUAUAUGGCUCUGGUCUGUGUUAUUGGACCAUUGUGUAACAGUGAAACACACCCACCCAGCAUGGCCAGUCAUUGGCAUAGUUUUUUUUAUGAAAAUACUUUGAAUGGGUUGAAAAUGAAUAAACGUCCAAUGUGAAGACCGUGAACUUCAAAAGCCUGCUGUACUAGUACUGUAUUAUGUGAAUGGCUUUAAUUUGUGAUGGACAAUUGAUUCAAGACAGUUUACAUUCAAGUU
Molecule: messenger RNA, 2431 nt
Organism: Coregonus clupeaformis (lake whitefish)
Lineage: Eukaryota; Metazoa; Chordata; Actinopteri; Salmoniformes; Salmonidae
Product: carboxyl-terminal PDZ ligand of neuronal nitric oxide synthase protein-like
Exons: 10
Coding region: 270-1838 (522 amino acids)
Molecular function (GO): nitric-oxide synthase binding
Source: RefSeq, a predicted model, not a curated record